CAGUUUUAUCCCCCCUUGUGCGGCACGCGAGAUUUGUUUUCUAGAAAAACACGCCUCUUUACACCCCGAGCCAAGACGGAGUUUGCGGAUGUGCUAGACUCAACGCUGUGUACAUUCACUCACCUCCUCGUCUCGUCACCGCCGCUGGUUCCGCAUCUCGCGCGAGCCAUUUCGAGUCGACUGCCGUAAAGCGGCAGCUCGCUUGGCCGCGGGCAGCUCGCUUGGCCGCGGCAGCUCGCGUGCAAAGCCUUUGAGUGCUCGCAUUUCGCGCUUUCGUGAUUUUCUCCCAUCGGCUCUUUCCCGAAUGCGAUGGCCGCGGAAGCUUCUACCAAGAUUGCGGAUCUCCGAAUUUACCCUCCGGCGAGAGUCUCCGGCCGUCACGGUGACCGUCGUUCUGAAGCGGCAUCAUCCGAGUGGGAUGCUUUAAAAUCGCAUGGCGGAGAGGCAAGAGCGGGUUCUGAAACGACUCGAGGCGGCCUGAAAGGCGCUGCGAGGGUGACGGGCACGUGGCUGUGGCUCACUGGGUGCGCGGUCGGGCUUCUGGUCCUGCUCGCAGUCCUCACCUUCGCGCUCGCGACAGAUCUAGUAGAUCCGUUGGACAUCAGCGAGCUCUGGAACCAGGCACCUUCCUCUCUGCCGGCUGUAGCGCCGUGGGAGUUGCCCGGCUGCAUUCUCACUCUGGACUCGCGCUACAACCCUGAGGGGGUGCGGGCUGUGGAAGCGGCUGUAGCACGGCUGUUGGGAGACCUGGGAGAGGAUAAAGAAGGGGGGGGGAGAUGGUUUGGAGAACGAAAGGGAAGGCGGCUGAAGGGAGGAGGUGGGGAAGGGGGCGAGAAGGUGAAAGAUGCUGAGAUAUUUGGCAAGAGAGGAAAGAGCGAUAUGGCUGGGGAGGAGAGCAAAGGAGGAGGGGGUGGCGAGGGUGGUGAGGGUGGUGAGGGUGGCGAGGGUGGUGAGGGUGGUGAGGGUGGCGAGAAGACCCAGGAAUUGAAGAAAGGAGGGGGAGACCUGGUUGUCGGAGGGGGUGGUCAGGGGAUGCCUGAAGAGUGGAGGAGGUUUUAUGAGGCUCUACCGAAGAUGCUGGACGGGGCGGGGAAUGAGUACCGGGGCAAGAUGCCCAUCUGGGUCGCUCUGGCCGUCAACAUGCUGUAUGCACGGCGGCAUGGUUACCGCCUGGUGGCAGAGAAUGGGGCUAAGUACAAACAGGACAGGCACCCAUCCUGGUUCAAGGUGCCAUUACUGCAGGAGCAGCUGUCCUGCUGCUGCCGGUGGGCCUUCUUUCUCGACUCAGAUGCAUACAUGCGCAUGAGCCACCACCGCCUCUCCAUAGAAGCAUGGAUCCGAACCAUAAAAGAGCCAAACUACUUUGAUAGGCUGCUGAAGGCCAAUCUCACAGGCUCCCUGGACGGCCAGGUGUGGGUCCCACAGGACCCCGCGCUUCUGCUACAGCCGACCACAGCGCUACAACCAAACGGGCCGGUGGCUCUGAUACCAAGGAAUGGGGACUCGAGGGGGGGGUAUUUUGGAGGCGCCGACAAGUUGUUUAAGCGGAAAACGGACUUCAUCAAUGCGGGGGUGAUGCUGUGGAGGCGAUCGCCAGACAGCCUCAAGUUUUUGAAUCAGUGGUACGAUUUGUUUUGGGACGAGUACCACCGCUUCAACCACGUCUGGGAGCAGGCAAAUCUCAACGUGGUCGCUCGCAAGAACCAGUGGAGGGGGAAACUGAUAGUGGUGCCGUAUCGUGAGCUUACAGGCCCAGAAGGAGAGAUGGUGCGGCAUGUGUGGAGUGGUAUUCCAGCGGAAGCACAUGAGAGGUUGGUGCAUGAGGCGUUACAAGAGGUAUUUGGCUCGCCCUAGUGAGGACGAAUGGACAGGAAACUGAUAGUGCUGCCGUAACGUGAGCUUAUGGGCCCAGAAGGAGAGAUGGUGCGGCAUGUGUGGAGUGGCAUUUCUGCGGAAGCACAUGAGGGUGGUGUACCGUAAUCUCCCGGCAUGAUUACCCCCCCGAAAAAGGGACUCUGGGUAUUUUUUCCGGACCAUGGGUCUUAAUAUCGUAAAGGGAUUGUGAGGACCCGCUGUUUGGGGUAAAUCAUUUGAGGACCCCUCCUUUCCUGUUUUAAGAGGUUUUCCCAGCAGUUUUUGCUCAAUUUCAAAAUGCGUCAUGCACUACGGAGUCAACUUCCACAUCAUGGAGGGAGUCAUGCCUGCCUGGCACGUGAAACCUCUCAAUGGGGUGGACCGUGGGGAGACUUCGUGAACGAACCUCCCCCCUCGUAAUGACUCCUGCUGGCAGUCAAGAAGCCCGCG
Closterium sp. NIES-67 is the source of this 2304-nucleotide messenger RNA. The record is from the annotation of a GenBank genome assembly. Lineage: Eukaryota; Viridiplantae; Streptophyta; Zygnematophyceae; Desmidiales; Closteriaceae.